Anopheles gambiae (African malaria mosquito) is the source of this 892-nucleotide messenger RNA. Its product is annotated as serine protease hepsin. The transcript is spliced from 3 exons. Lineage: Eukaryota; Metazoa; Arthropoda; Insecta; Diptera; Culicidae. The record is from RefSeq and is a predicted model, not a curated record. The coding region runs from base 14 to 892 and encodes 292 amino acids. Gene Ontology annotation, biological process: proteolysis. Gene Ontology annotation, molecular function: serine-type endopeptidase activity.
GUAUCUCCUGCUAAUGGGAUGUUUGUAUUUGGUGACCCAAACACGUGGACACGAGGAUCAAUUGUCGUGCGGCAGACGCAAAGUGCAAACAAAUUCCACGAACAACAACGGUGAUGCCAUUGCUGGUCACUGGCCGUGGUAUGCGGCUAUCUACCACCGAAAAGGCGAGAAGCAAGAAUACGCGUGCGGUGGAUCCAUCCUCGAUGAAACGACCAUUCUCACGGCAUCUAAUUGCGUGUACACUCCAAGCGGUGUGAUCUCGGCAGCGCUCGUGACAGUACACGUGGGACAAAUCCACCCGAAGCAGGCCAGCGCAUAUGCGCAGACGUACGGUGUGCGCGAGAUAGUGGUACACCCUGGGUUUAGCGAAGCCAGCACCGUCAACGACAUUGCGCUGAUCAAGCUUACCGCCAGCAUCACCCUGACCACCGAGUACGUGCAGCCCGUCUGUCUGUGGACGAUGGACAGUGCGCUGGAGUUGAUCGUGGGCAGAAAUGGAACGGUUGUUGGAUUUGGGCCGAACGAACAGCGGGAUGCUGUGUCAAAGGAGCAGCUGCAGCAAGCCACGAUUGGUGUGGUGGAUCCGCAAACGUGUAUUGCAAGUGAUCCGGCCGUUUUCGGCACCCAUCUCCCGGUGGAGACGUUCUGUGGCAAAGGAAGACAGAACGGUGUGGGCACGUGCAAUGGUGAUAGCGGCGAUGGCCUGUUCUUCGAGGUCAGCGGCCGAUGGUUCGUGCGCGGCUUGGUGGCGCGGCUCCAACCAGUGCGCGGGAGUGACGGUCUGUGCGAUCCGCUCCAGUACACCGUCUACACCGACGUGGCCAAGUACGUGCAAUGGAUUAAGCGGUACGUCGAUCCGCGUGUGCUACCGGGCGAGAAUGCUGCGGUUUAA